Messenger RNA from Neurospora tetraspora, 1941 nucleotides. RefSeq names its product heat shock protein 70. Gene Ontology annotation, molecular function: ATP binding; ATP-dependent protein folding chaperone. The record is from RefSeq and is a predicted model, not a curated record. Lineage: Eukaryota; Fungi; Ascomycota; Sordariomycetes; Sordariales; Sordariaceae. Gene Ontology annotation, cellular component: nucleus; cytoplasm; plasma membrane. The transcript is spliced from 5 exons. The coding region runs from base 1 to 1941 and encodes 646 amino acids.
AUGGCUCCCGCCGUCGGUAUUGAUCUCGGUACGACGUACUCUUGCGUCGGUGUCUUCCGUGAGGACCGCUGCGAAAUCAUUGCCAAUGACCAGGGUAACCGCACCACCCCCUCGUUCGUCGCCUUCACCGACACCGAGCGUCUCGUCGGUGAUGCCGCCAAGAACCAGGUCGCCAUGAACCCUGCCAACACCGUCUUCGAUGCCAAGCGUCUCAUCGGUCGCAAGUUCUCCGAUCCCGAGGUCCAGGCCGAUAUGAAGCACUUCCCCUUCAAGGUCAUCGACCGUGGCGGCAAGCCCGUCAUCCAGGUUGAGUUCAAGGGCGAGACCAAGGUCUUCACCCCCGAGGAGAUUUCCGCCAUGAUCCUCCAGAAGAUGAAGGAGACCGCUGAGGCCUACCUCGGUGGCCAGGUGAACAACGCCGUCGUCACCGUCCCCGCCUACUUCAACGACUCUCAGCGUCAGGCUACCAAGGACGCCGGUCUCAUUGCUGGCCUCAACGUCCUCCGUAUCAUCAACGAGCCCACCGCCGCUGCCAUCGCCUACGGUCUCGACAAGAAGGUUGAGGGCGAGCGCAACGUCCUCAUCUUCGAUCUUGGUGGCGGUACCUUUGAUGUCUCUCUCCUCACCAUUGAGGAGGGUAUCUUCGAGGUCAAGUCUACUGCCGGUGACACUCACUUGGGUGGUGAGGAUUUCGACAACCGUCUCGUCAACCACUUUGUUCAGGAGUUCAAGCGCAAGCACAAGAAGGAUCUCUCCACCAACGCUCGUGCCCUCCGUCGUCUCCGCACUGCUUGCGAGCGUGCCAAGCGUACCCUCUCUUCUUCCGCCCAGACCUCCAUUGAGAUCGACUCCCUCUUCGAGGGUAUCGACUUCUACACCUCCAUCACCCGUGCUCGCUUCGAGGAGCUUUGCCAGGACCUUUUCCGCUCCACCAUCCAGCCUGUUGACCGUGUCUUGACCGAUGCCAAGAUCGACAAGUCUCAGGUCCACGAGAUCGUCCUCGUCGGUGGCUCCACCCGUAUCCCCCGUAUCCAGAAGCUCAUCAGCGAUUACUUUGGCGGGAAAGAACCCAAUAAGAGCAUCAACCCCGACGAGGCCGUUGCCUACGGUGCUGCCGUCCAGGCCGCCAUUCUCUCCGGCGAUACCUCUUCCAAGUCCACUUCCGAGAUUCUUCUUCUCGACGUUGCCCCUCUCUCUCUCGGUAUUGAGACCGCUGGUGGUAUGAUGACCAAGCUCAUCCCCCGCAACACCACCAUCCCUACCAAGAAGUCCGAGGUCUUCUCCACCUUCUCCGACAACCAGCCCGGUGUCCUUAUCCAGGUCUACGAGGGUGAGCGUCAGCGCACCAAGGACAACAACCUCCUCGGCAAGUUCGAGCUUACCGGCAUUCCCCCCGCUCCCCGCGGUGUUCCCCAGAUCGAGGUUACCUUCGAUGUUGAUGCCAACGGUAUCAUGAACGUCUCUGCCCUCGAGAAGGGUACCGGCAAGACCAACCAGAUCACCAUUACCAACGACAAGGGCCGCUUGUCCAAGGAGGAGAUCGAGCGCAUGCUUGCUGAGGCCGAGAAGUUCAAGGAGGAGGAUGAGGCCGAGGCCAAGCGUGUCGCUGCCAAGAACGGCCUUGAGUCGUACGCCUACUCUCUCCGCAACACUCUCAGCGACUCCAAGGUCGAUGAGAAGCUUGACGCUGCCGACAAGGAGAAGCUCAAGUCCGAGAUCGACAAGAUCGUCGCUUGGCUCGACGAGAACCAGCAGGCUACUCGGGAGGAGUACGAGGACCACCAGAAGGAGCUCGAGGCUGUUGCCAACCCCAUCAUGAUGAAGUUCUACGGUGCUGGUGGUGCUCCCGGUGGCAUGCCCGGUGCUGCCCCCGGCGGCUUCCCCGGCGGCGCCCCUGGCUCCAACGACAACGAGGGCCCCACCGUUGAGGAGGUCGACUAA